Varroa destructor (honeybee mite) is the source of this 916-nucleotide messenger RNA. RefSeq lists its product as uncharacterized. NCBI's taxonomy places the organism in Eukaryota, Metazoa, Arthropoda, Arachnida, Mesostigmata, Varroidae. The record is from RefSeq and is a predicted model, not a curated record.
ACGUAUCUUUGACGCCGUUACAUGUGCCGUUAAAUACGAACUACGCAACAUUAUGAUCGUGGUGUCGUUUCAUAGGCGGACACACUCGCCUAGCUUUCUUUUGACGAAAAAUGCAGACGGAUUGUAGCGAUCGCGCUUCAAUCGGUUUUGACUUAUGACUCUCGCCAUUUAAGGACGGCACAAUUGACGAUAGCCUUAGAAGGUCCAGCCAUUUCUCAGAAAACGUCUCUCCGAUUAAUUCUUGCAAGAGCUUCUCUUUCACGCCAUUGAUUGAAGUCGUCUCGACAGGCUGUUACGAACAGAGUUGGAGAACAGUUUGAAACGUGAUUACAUCUGCUGUUCUUAGCGCAGGCAAUUGUCUAGUGCGAGCGAUUGUGCUUCCGUUAGCGUUGGCUUCGCCGUUUCCAGACGUGAAUUAUCACGAGAGUAUGGCGUUGAUUUCGGUCAUGGCGUACAAGGCUGUUGAGCAUGUAAAGCAGGCAGGCGCGUUCGACGCAGCUAACGAGACCACCAGUGGCACGACCGGUAACGCCCUGAACGCAGAGGCCGCUGUUAACACACUGUCAGCAACUGUACCCCCGCCAGCUCGUUACAAUGGCAAAUUGAUGAACAGCAUUUGGGGUCUUUACAACAUGCACGCCUCGCAUGCUUUCCAGAAAAACAUCGAGCUCGCUCCAGGGGUGGCCCACCCCUCGGUGACCCAGAACGGCUCCAGGAGUGCGAGAAGAAUAACAACGAAAUCCAGCUAUUUCGGUAACACGUGCAGAGGGUUGCGGUUAUUACGUAGCAUCGUUAUAAAUCGUAAGUACCAGGCUGGACCUUCUGAGUCAUCACUGAGUGGGACAUCUGUACCAGAAUCGUAAUCGUUGAGAUCAAUAAAGCACAAUCAUGUGCCCAGUUUGACUGUUCAAUUUGU